Molecule: messenger RNA, 2224 nt
Organism: Orbicella faveolata
Lineage: Eukaryota; Metazoa; Cnidaria; Anthozoa; Scleractinia; Merulinidae
Product: serine/threonine-protein kinase DDB_G0283821-like
Biological process (GO): protein phosphorylation
Molecular function (GO): ATP binding; protein kinase activity
Source: RefSeq, a predicted model, not a curated record
UUUGACAAUGUUACGACCAAAUUCAUCGUCAAUAACAGGACAGACGCAUGAAAAACUGACGUCAAUUUCUUAAUUUGCUGCACGAGUAAGAGCGCCCCACAAUUCCAUUCGAGUCUUUAUGAUUAUUAUUAUUUGUCAUGAUUCUCUCCAUCGCCUGCAUGCUUUAGAAAUAGAAGUUAAUAGAUUGCUAGGCAUAACCCUUACUCUUCCGGCUUGUUAAAAACACCAAAGCCCUCGGCUAAGAUGACAUCCCGGCAUGGAAAGAUGACCGAAAGUCACAUAGGACGUAGCCGGAGCGAAAGUCGAUAAGAUUGAGUGAUGUCCACACCGCCGGCUUCGACAUAGCCUCGAACAGUUUCUCAUAUUCAACAAGCCGGUUUCAGUAGCUACGUUUAGUUUGUACCUUAACACAUGGCAGAAAGUUACAAAAUGGACAUGUUACGAAUUCAACUCGCUGGUUUGAAGCCGAAUGGCUCAACAAAUGAAGACGGAAGUUGCAACUUGGUGGAAAAUGUGUCAGAUUCGAAUAGGCAAGAGUUGAACUCAGUUUCCGAGACAGAAGCUGUACGCGAAUCAACCGAAGGCGACUUCGAUUCGACAGAGGGCUUUAAACUACCAAGUCCGCCAACAGGCUCUCCUGUGGCCGCUGUAGCGAACGAUUCCGGUCUAUGCUCGGCUGUUUCGACUGAUGUGGUCGAUUCGAUCUCUUCGCGUGCAAGUCUUGACAGCUAUGUUUGGAGUUCGGCGAAUUCAGACCUUCCUUCAUGGACUUUGCCGGAAGAUAAAGAAAGAUUCAUUUGGCCGUCUAAGGGCAAAUUCUUUGCUGUGACAGAUUCAUUUGAGGAGAAUUCUCAAUAUCAUCUUUCUGUAGAGAUAGGAGGUGGUGCGUUUGGUAAAUGCUUCCUUGCUGUAGAAAUUCCAGCAGAUGAUACUGUUGAAGGAAGAGUAUUUUGUGUGAAAAAGUGUCAAUACAGGAAAAACGAGCUACUGGCUUUGGAACUGGCAAAGAAGGAGAAUAUCCUUGAAAUCGUUGAGUUCUAUGGUGUGAAAAUUAAAGGCAGAAAUGCUUGCAUUUUUAUGGAGUUUAUGGCAGGAGGAACUAUAGCAGAUCUUAUUCAAGACAAGAAGAACUGCUGCAGUAAAGGAAAUUGGCCAGUUCUUUCGGAGACGGACAGCCUUGGUUACUUGGAAGAUGUCUUGAAGGCUGUCAAAUUCUUACAUAGUAAGGGGAUCGUUCACAGGGACAUCAAAGGAGACAAUGUACUUUUGGCGGAGGAUCGCCUGCGUGCGAAACUGACAGACUUCGGAUCAGCGGGGAGCUGCCAGGACGCUAAACCCUCUGUUGAUAUCUGGAAAACUGCCUGUCUUCUUCUGGAGAUGUUAAACGGGGAAAGACCUCCUCUGUUUAUAAAUGAGGGAAGCCUUCAAAGACAGAACUCCUGCAAUCCAGAAGAUUACAUUCCUCCCAAAGCUGUGCAAGAAAUUAAAGAACUUUUACGGUUUUGUUUUGGGCUAAAACCAACUGAUGGAAACUAUCUUCCUAGUGCUGCAGAAGUUUUGAAAUAUUCAGCCGCUUUCCCAGUUAAAGAAUUUCUCAAACGACCCAAACCCUUCGAGGAACAAGUGCCGGUUUCGGAAAAUUUCAGUUAGAGCGCUCCAAGAGCUUCAGCCGACACUUACCGACCAUGACGAGCUCUUUCGAAAGAUAUGUCCACCCUAGUGCUGCAAAAGUUUUGAAAUAUUCAGACGCUUUCCCAGUUAAAGAAUUUCUCAAAUGACCCAAACCCUUCGAGGAACAAGUGCCGGGUUCGGAAAAUUUCAGUUAGAGUGCUCCAAGAGCUUCAGCCGACACUUAUCGACCAUGACGAGCUCUUCCGAAAGAUAUGUCCGUCCACUUAUCGACAAAGGGAUGAAGCAGGUUAGAGUGAACUGCACCGCUGACAAAAAGAUUGGUCUCAGGAUGCUCGAAUUUCUUGUUCUAAGCAACAAGAUUGCUAAGCAACAAGGGUCCAUUAAAUGGCGUCAUAACGCGUCAUGGAGACGUUCUAGCAGGUGGAGAACGCGUGUUCUACGUUAUACGACGAUUUGAUAGAAAAAGACUGGUUGUUUGCUAAAAACCUCCCGGACAGGACUGAAGGAGGAUUCAAAUGAAACAGAAUGUAAUUUUGUACAGUUCUUACUUCUUAAAGUAAUUGAAAUAAAUAUAUUUUUGUGCGAUAUUUAC